AUGUCGCUGGUGCCGUUUGCACAACACCCCGAUGCGCCAGUUAUUUUCAUAGGCGACACUAAGCAAUUCGGUCCCGUAUCCGUCACUUCCACAGACAGGACGUAUAAGGCUCUAUUCGAAGUACAGCGCGGCUGCAGCUUGCUGAAAAGAGUUCAAGCACGAGGAGCUUUAUACGUAUCCGAUAUAAAGACGGUGAAUAAGAAGAACGGCUACUCGUCCAUGAUCUAUCGAUGGGUUAUCGAUAAAUAUCAGAGAAGCCAUCGACAAACCGCUGAACCUGCGACAAAUAUGAUCUUCGUCGACGUUGUCGAUGGACAGGAGAGGAAGCAGAACGCAUCCUACGUGAAUCCGACCAACGCUCGCUUCGUUACCGAACUGGUGUCCCGCCUGGUGGCAUCAGCACCCAUGUUCUCCGCCGAAUCCUACAUGGAUGACCGGUUCGACGUUGAACGAUACAAGAGCAAAAAGGGCAAGGACAAAGCCCAAGACCGUGAAGACCGUGAGGAGCGCAUUUAG
This is a messenger RNA of Trichoderma harzianum CBS 226.95, 516 nucleotides long. RefSeq lists its product as hypothetical. The transcript is spliced from 2 exons. NCBI's taxonomy places the organism in Eukaryota, Fungi, Ascomycota, Sordariomycetes, Hypocreales, Hypocreaceae. Bases 1 to 516 code for a protein of 171 amino acids. The record is from RefSeq and is a predicted model, not a curated record.